AUGACAGCCAGUAGACCAGUACACCCUACAGACACUGCACCACCAGUACACCCUACAGACACCACACACCACCAGUACACCCUACAGACACUGCACCACCAGUACACCCUACAGACACUGCACCACCAACACUGCACCACCAGUACACCCUACAGACACUGCACCACCAGUACACCCUACAGACACUGCACCACCAAUACACCCUACAGACACUGCACCACCAAUACACCUUACAGACACUGCACCACCAGUACACCCUACAGACACUGCACCACCAAUACACCCUACAGACACUGCACCACCAAUACACCCUACAGACACUGCACCACCAAUACACCUUACAGACACUGCACCACCAGUACACCCUACAGACACUGCACCACCAAUACACCCUACAGACACCACACACCACCAGUACACCUUACAGACACUGCACCACCAAUACACCCUACAGACACUGCACCACCAGUACACCCUACAGACACUGCACCACCAGUACACCCUACAGACACUGCACCACCAAUACACCCUACAGACACUGCACCACCAAUACACCUUACAGACACUGCACCACCAGUACACCCUACAGACACUGCACCACCAAUACACCCUACAGACACUGCACCACCAAUACACCCUACAGACACUGCACCACCAAUACACCUUACAGACACUGCACCACCAGUACACCCUACAGACACUGCACCACCAAUACACCCUACAGACACCACACACCACCAGUACACCUUACAGACACUGCACCACCAAUACACCCUCCAGACACUGCACCACCAAUACACCUUACUGGCACUGCACCACCAGUACACCCUACAGACACUGCACCACCAAUACACCCUACAGACACCACACACCACCAACACUGCACCACCAGUACACCCUACAAACACUGCACCACCAGUACACCCUACAGACACUGCACCACCAGUACACCCUACAGACACUGCACCACCAGUACACCCUACAGACACUGCACCACCAAUACACCCUACAGACACUGCACCACCAAUACACCCUACAGACACUGCACCACCAAUACACCUUACAGACACUGCACCACCAGUACACCCUACAGACACUGCACCACCAAUACACCCUACAGACACCACACACCACCAGUACACCUUACAGACACUGCACCACCAAUACACCCUACAGACACUGCACCACCAAUACACCUUACAGACACUGCACCACCAGUACACCCUACAGACACUGCACCACCAAUACACCCUACAGACACCACACACCACCAGUACACCUUACAGACACUGCACCACCACUAUCUCCAUCACCACAGCCAUCUACAUAACCACAGCGGGCUCAACCGCCGAUGCUAGCCAUGAACAAAUGGGAAUGUCCACCAUGCAUGUGUACCGCUGUGGUCAAGCAGCGUUUGAAAUUGUUAAGCCCCGGCUCAAUGGACAUCAAACAACAAACAUUGUGGGCCAGGUUAUGCGGUGUUUGACCAAAACUUGCCUCAUGGGAUCCUCACGGUAUAAAAAUAUGUCGGAUCAUCUUUGUGUGAGGUUGAUGCAUCUCAACAUCAUGUUGAUAAAUCUGAACACCACGUUGAUAAAUCAUAUCAUGUGGAUACAUCUAAACAUCAUUUAG
Messenger RNA from Physella acuta, 1632 nucleotides. RefSeq names its product mucin-2-like. NCBI's taxonomy places the organism in Eukaryota, Metazoa, Mollusca, Gastropoda, Physidae. The record is from RefSeq and is a predicted model, not a curated record.